Dichotomopilus funicola is the source of this 945-nucleotide messenger RNA. RefSeq lists its product as uncharacterized. Bases 1 to 945 code for a protein of 314 amino acids. Gene Ontology annotation, molecular function: heme binding; oxygen binding. The transcript is spliced from 3 exons. Lineage: Eukaryota; Fungi; Ascomycota; Sordariomycetes; Sordariales; Chaetomiaceae. The record is from RefSeq and is a predicted model, not a curated record.
AUGCGUUUUGUUCAAGUUAUUCCCAUCUUGGCCACCCUGGGAGGUGUAACCGCCCAGAGGCCUAAAGACACACCUAUUUGCGACUACUACACCACUGCCCUGUUCAAGAACAAUACGGCGGAAAACCAGUACACCCUCUUGACUGCUCUUGUCAACACUGUUGUCAUUGGCAACUACACCCAGCCAAAUGUCGGCGUCUCCGUCCCCGGUAUCCUCGCCAAAGGCACCUUCGAUGGUACCGAGGUGAACCUUCUGCCGUACUUUGACGGCACCCGCAAGAGCACCAACCGCGGCGGUGACAAGGGCGUUUCGGUCAACUUUCUCGACGGAGGGGGUGCAGAGCCUCUGAAGAAAAACAAGCCUGCUGAUGAUGAGAAGUCUCAUCAAUAUUUCCUCCUAACCCAUCUCUACCAAUUCUUCGGCUCCCUCCUCGGCUGCACCCAACAAGGCAUGCCCGGAUUCGACUCCUACACGGGCGCCGCCUCCAUGUUCCAAGUUCACCGCUUCAUGGAUCUUGGUCCAGCCGAGCUCGGCUAUUUUGUCCAGCAGGUCGCGCUCGCAGCCUCGUCGUUUGGUGUCGCUGAGGACGACAUCAAGGCCGUCGGUACGGCGCUCAACACGCUGUUUGGCAUGCGCUGUGCCCCGCCGGCUACGGCAAUCAAGAGUCAGGGGAACCAGCUGCAGGCGAUUUGCGUGGACAAGAGCUGCCCCCUGGCGAUGGAUGCGAUGUGUAGCAAGUAUGACAAUCCGGACAACGGUGGUGGUACGGGCUCGUCGGCUUCGUCAAUGAGUAUGAGUAUGACCGUGGCGCCGACGGGGACGACGGUGGCUCCUACUUCCACGGCAGCUACGGCCACGGACUCGGUGUCGACUGGCGGUGCUGCCGCGACAGGGUUGGGGCUUUCGGGCGUCGCGGCCUUGGGCUUUGCCGCGUUGUUGUUGUGA